CCCAUUACUGAUGGACAAAUCUGUUCGGAAACAGAGCUCUUUUAUCGCGGAAUUAGACCUGCUAUUAACGUCGGCUUAUCUGUCAGUCGUGUUGGGUCUGCCGCUCAGUUGAAAACUAUGAAACAAGUCUGCGGUAGUUCAAAACUGGAAUUGGCACAAUAUCGCGAAGUGGCCGCCCAUGCUCAAUUUGGGUCAGACCUGGAUGCUGCGACUCAGGCAUUACUCAAUAGAGGUGCAAGGCUUACAGAAGUACCGAAACAACCACAAUAUGCACCACUUCCAAUUGAAAAACAAAUUUUAGUCAUUUAUGCAGCUGUCAAUGGAUUCUGUGAUCGAAUGCCACUAGACAGAAUUUCUCAAUAUGAGAGCGCCAUUUUAAAGAGUAUAAAAACAGAAUUACUACAAUCCCUUUUAGAAAAAGGUGGCUUAACUAACGAAAGAAAAAUGGAACCAGAUACAUUCUUAAAGGAAUGCGCUUUGGGUUACACAAUAUAAAAGAAAAAAAAAUAGAAAUUAUGUAUGUCAGUGGAUUGAAGAAUUCAAGCUCGAAGACAAAGAGAAGCGGGCUUUUUUUCGCCGGAAGAGGGGCCUGUUGACACAAUCCCAUUUCUUUCUCCCUUUCUUUCCGUUGGUCAACAACCAACAAAAGAGGGAGAGAGAGAUCUCGUUAGUCCUGGUAUGAUUGCCGCGGGUUGUCGUCGGCCCGACGGACUUUGGGAGGGAAGGGAAAGGUCAAGCUGGCGGAGACCCAAGCUGAGAGUAACUGCCCGAGAAGGUCAGUGAGGUUCCAACUGUAGUGAAAUGAAGGAUCUUUCUUAAAGUGAACUAUGGUUGGAAGAAGACAGGCGGGAGUGAGCCGAGCGAGAGCAAAGCGAGUUCCAGUGGUGGGCUGUCGGUCUGU
Lactuca sativa (garden lettuce) is the source of this 901-nucleotide messenger RNA. RefSeq names its product ATP synthase subunit alpha, mitochondrial. The record is from RefSeq and is a predicted model, not a curated record. Gene Ontology annotation, molecular function: ATP binding; proton-transporting ATP synthase activity, rotational mechanism; ADP binding. Lineage: Eukaryota; Viridiplantae; Streptophyta; Magnoliopsida; Asterales; Asteraceae. Gene Ontology annotation, biological process: proton motive force-driven ATP synthesis.